Tetrahymena thermophila SB210 is the source of this 2862-nucleotide messenger RNA. RefSeq names its product oxoglutarate dehydrogenase (succinyl-transferring), E1 component. The transcript has 8 exons. The record is from RefSeq and is a predicted model, not a curated record. Gene Ontology annotation, biological process: tricarboxylic acid cycle. NCBI's taxonomy places the organism in Eukaryota, Ciliophora, Oligohymenophorea, Hymenostomatida, Tetrahymenidae. Gene Ontology annotation, molecular function: oxoglutarate dehydrogenase (succinyl-transferring) activity; thiamine pyrophosphate binding.
AUGCAAAGACUUCUAAAUAAAGCAUUUAAAUAAACUUCACCUUCAUUAGUUAGCAAGUAGGUGAAUAACUUCGCUGUCAUUUAUGGGCCUCUAGCUGAUGUUAAGUUUGAUCUUGAACACUUAAACAAGCAAAGCACAAAGAUUUAACAAUUCAUCAACAUAUAUCGUAAGCACGGUCACUAGUUUGCUUCUAUUGAUCCUCUUAAUCUAGUUAACAGAUCUUCAGAAUUUGUAAAUCCACUUGAUUUUGGUAUUAAGUAUACUGAAAACUAUUAGAAGGACAUUGAUAAAGAUUCUUCUUACAUUUCUACCCUUCCUGAAGCCUAGGAAGUAGCUUCAUUAGAAUAAUACUUGAAGAGAGUCUACUAAGACACUGUCGGUGUAGAGUUCGAGCAUGUCAACGAUCCAGCUGAAAGAACUUGGCUUUACUAUAAUUUCGAAAGACACUAGCUGACUGAAUUAACUAGCUUUGAAAAAGUUAACAUCCACUCUCUUCUCAGUCAAACUGAAGCUUUAGAUCAUUUCCUACAUAAGAAAUUCUAAACUUUCAAAAGAUAUGCAGGUGAAGGAGCAGAGUCUUCUAUUGUAGGUUUAAAAACUAUCUUGGCCAAGGCUAGCGAAAUGGGUGUUGAAGAUGCAGUUAUUGGCAUGCCUCAUAGAGGUAGAUUAAAUGUUUUAUGCAACUUAUUAGAUUAUCCUGUUGCUGAUUUACUUAGAAAGAUUAGUGGACAUCCUGAUUUACCAAAUGAGUUAUACAACUAUAUUGAUGAUGUCGUCUCUCAUAUUGCAGUUUCAAAGAAAGGUAAAUUAUACGCUGGUACUGGCUGUAAAGAAAGACCUAUUAACGUUUCUUUACUUCAUAAUCCUUCUCAUUUAGAAGCUGUCAAUCCAGUUAGCAUGGGUAAGGCUCGUGCUAAAAUGGAUGAAAAAACUAAAACAGAAGUCCUCAACAUUUAAUUGCAUGGUGAUGCUGCUUUUUCUGCUCAAGGUGUUGUUUAUGAAUCAUUUGCUUUAGGAAAAGUUCCUAAAUUCUCUGUUGGUGGUACCAUUCAUAUGAUAGUCAACAAUCAAAUAGGUUUUACAACCAAUCCUAUUGAUGGUAGAGGUGGUUUUUACUGCAGUGAUAUUGCAAAGGCUUUCGAUACACCUAUUAUCCAUGUAAAUUCUGAUGAUCCUGAAGCUAUUCACAGAGUUUGCAAAUUUGCUGUUGAAUAUCGUCAACGUUUCUAAAAGGAUAUUUUAAUCGAUGUCAUUGGAUAUCGUCGUUAUGGACAUAAUGAACUUGAUGAACCUGAAUUCACUUAACCUCACAUGUACAAUCAUAUUAAAAAUACCUAAAAGACAUGCCCUCAAUUGUAUGAUUCCAAACUUAUUGAAUCUAAAAUUGUAAAAGAAGGUACUUAUUAAAAGAUUAGAGAAAAAACCUUUGCCUAUUGUGAGACAGAAUUUGAAAAAAUUCCUUCUAUCAAAAAAACUGUUGAGGAAUACAAAGCUGAUAAGCAUAAUUCAGCAUCUGCUUUCCGUUAAAACUGGAAAAAUAUGGAUUUCAGUUAGUAUGGAGAUAACAGUAGACCUACUGGCUAUAAUGCUGAUAUUUUACGUCAACUUGCAAGAUAAAGUGUUGUGUUACCAAAUGGAUUUUAAGUUCACAACCGUUUACAAAAGAACUUCAUCUAAUCUCGUAUGAAAGCUGUUGAAAACAACUCUCUUGAUUGGGCAACCUGUGAAGCUUUAGCUGCAAUGACUUUGUUGGAAGAAGGUCACACUAUCCGUUUCACUGGUGAAGAUGUUGAAAGAGGUACUUUUUCUCAAAGACAUUGGGUAUUCACUGAUUAAAUUACUCACAAGCACUGGAAUCCUAUUUAAGAGUUAUAUGAAGGCUUCAACAAAGGUAAAUUGUAUGUAUAUAACAGUCCUUUAAGUGAAAUCGGUGCUCUUUCUUAUGAAUAUGGCUAUUCUUUGGAGUCUGAAAGAAUCUUUUCUAUUUGGGAAGCUUAGUUUGGUGAUUUUAACAACAGUGCUUAAGUAGCAAUUGACACUUUCUUGACUUGCAGUGAACAUAAAUGGGCUAGAUAAUCAUCUCUAACUCUUUUAUUGCCUCAUGGUAUGGAUGGUGCUGGUCCUGAACACUCCAGUUGUCGUAUGGAAAGAUUCUUAUAAAUGGGUAACACUGAUGGUAUUGACAGAAAUCUCACUUACGCAGGAUACAAUCCUAAUAGAAGUCCCUCAAAAGUAGAAGAUCAAUAAUUCUACAUGAGCCACUAAGAUGUUAACUUCUAAUUAAUUAAUCCAACCACUCCUGCAAACUAUUUCCAUGCUUUAAGAAGAUAAAUGCACAGAAAUUACAGAAAGCCACUAGUUGUAGUUGGACCUAAAACUUUGAUAAGACAUUAAUUGGCUAAAUCUACUUUUGAAGAUAUGGGUGAAUAAACAAGAUUCAAAGAAAUCAUUUAAAGAUUAGAAGUUAAUCACAAAACCAAAAACAUUAUUAUUAUGACAGGAAAGUUCUAAUAUGAUGUUUAUAAUUAAAUUGAAUAAGCUAACAAAUAGGAUACCACAGCUCUUGUAGUCUUAGAAGAAUUACUUCCUUUCCCUGAAGAAUAGCUUAAAACUAUUCUUGCUAAAGCUGAUGCUCAUCAUGCAAAUAUUUAUUGGGUACAAGAAGAACAUAUUAACUCAGGAGCUUAUGUUUAUAGUGAACCACAUAUAGCAAGAAUAAUUAGAGAACUUAAAUUUAAAAACCAAAAAAUAACUUACGUUGGUAGAAAGGCUUCUCCAGCCACUGCUACUGGUAGAUCAAAAGAACAUCCUCAAGAAUUAAAACAAAUACAUGCUUAUAUUGAAAAAAUUAUUUCUUAAUGA